GAGAAAUUGUGCCGAUAUUUGCUACUUGGUCGCAGGGAAAAUUCUUCGUUAGCUGGAAAAACAAACGAUUCGGUGUUUUGCUGUGUAGCUGCCGGCAGUUAAUAUUGAUUAUAGAAAGUGUCGUACUAUUAAUAAGAAAUGGAAAAUAAUGUAAGAACUCAUGAAGACAUAGAGUCUCAUAUCCGAGAUUUGCAGGCCAAAAAGAAGGAGCUAAACGCCGAAGCGACAAAGGAUCAGGGCGUAGGAUUGGGUGACCGUGGGUACUUCGAUAGCGAUUUUUACGAUGGCGGUGAUACGAACAGCAAAUAUGAAGGAUACGUUACCUCGAUCGCGCCCAACGACGAUAUUGAUGAUGAGGAGGAUGAUGGUAUGCCCAUCGGUCGGAACAACCGGCCGAUGGGUUACACGGCACCAACGGAACUGCUGAACGAAAUGGGCCAGGGUGAGGAUUACGAUCCAUUUGCGGAGCGACGUAAAUCGACGGUGGCAGAAAAGGAGGAUGAAUAUCGCCAAAAACGUAGAAGAUUAGUCAUUUCCCCAGAGCGAGCGGAUCCGUUUGCCGAUGGAGGCAAAACUCCGGAUGUUGGUUCACGUUCGUAUACGGAAAUUAUGCGCGAGCAAAUACUGAAAGGCGAAGAAGCAGAGCUACGCAAAAAAAUCCAAGAAAAGGCGAAGGACGGAUCGCUAAAGAUUAGUAUGACCAUCUCAUCCGCGAAACCAGCCCCGGUCGAGGCGAAGAAGCGUGGCCGUUGGGAUCAGGCAGUCGAUGUGCAGUUUGUGACACCAAAAAAGGUUGCCGUACCAGCGACUCCGACAUGGGAUACUGAGAAAACUCCAGCUGACCAUCGCUGGGACGAAACACCUGGGCACAAGGGGAGUGAAACACCCGGAGCAACGCCAAACGUGCGCAUCUGGGACGCAACACCGGCCCACAUAUCCGGUGCGGCUACCACACCGGGUCGCGAAACGCCCGCGGAAAAGUCGACUCGUCGCAACCGCUGGGACGAAACGCCGAAAACUGAGCGUGAAACACCCGGCCACUUGUGGGCCGAAACACCUCGUACCGAUCGCGUCUCCGGUGAUGGUUUGUUACUGGACGCUACCACGCCCGCUUCAAAGCGCCGUUCUCGCUGGGACGAGACACCGUCCAAUGCCGCCACCCCGUCUGCCAUGACACCGUCUAUCGCAAUGACACCCACGCCGCACGGCACGUCGACACCGAGUCAUGCCACUCCACUACUCACACCGGGCGGAACAACACCGGUCGGACACAAGGCGAUGGCGAUGGCAACGCCAACACCAGGCCAUCUCGCGUCCAUGACACCUGAACAGCUGCAGGCAUACCGUUGGGAAAAGGAGAUCGACGAACGUAACCGACCUUUCACGGAUGACGAGCUGGACGUUAUGUUCCCGCCCGGUUAUAAGAUACUCCCGCCGCCGGCCGGCUACAUUCCGAUUCGAACGCCGUCCCGUAAGCUGACCGCAACACCGACCCCGAUCGCCGGCACACCGGCUGCCUUCUUUAUCCAGACCGAGGACAAAACGGCACAAAAGUUCGUGGACAAUCAGCCGAAGGGCAAUCUGCCGUUCAUGAAGCCGGAGGAUGCGCAGUACUUCGACAAACUGCUGGUCGAGGUGGACGAAGAGUCGCUGAGUCCGGAGGAGCAGAAGGAGCGUAAAAUUAUGAAACUGCUGCUAAAGAUCAAGAACGGCACGCCACCGAUGCGUAAAGCGGCUCUCCGACAGAUUACAGACAAAUCGCGAGAGUUUGGUGCAGGCCCACUGUUUAACCAGAUUUUACCGCUGCUGAUGAGUCCGUCGCUUGAGGAUCAGGAGCGGCAUUUGUUGGUGAAAGUGAUCGAUCGCAUCCUGUACAAGCUAGACGAUUUGGUCCGUCCGUACGUGCACAAGAUUUUGGUCGUAAUCGAACCACUGCUGAUCGACGAAGAUUACUACGCGCGCGUGGAAGGUCGCGAAAUUAUUUCCAAUCUGGCGAAGGCGGCUGGUUUAGCGACGAUGAUCUCAACAAUGCGUCCCGACAUCGACAACAUCGAUGAGUACGUGCGGAAUACGACGGCACGAGCAUUUGCAGUUGUUGCAUCCGCGCUUGGCAUUCCGUCGCUACUGCCAUUCUUGAAGGCAGUCUGCAAGAGCAAGAAAUCGUGGCAAGCGCGCCACACGGGCAUCAAGAUCGUGCAGCAAAUCGCGAUUCUGAUGGGUUGUGCCAUCCUGCCUCAUCUGAAAUCGCUGGUCGAAAUUAUCGAGCACGGGCUUGUGGAUGAGCAGCAAAAGGUGCGCACCAUAACAGCACUUGCGCUGGCCGCUCUGGCCGAGGCAGCGACACCGUACGGCAUCGAAUCGUUCGACUCGGUGCUGAAGCCACUGUGGAAAGGCAUUCGGACACAUCGGGGCAAGGGUUUGGCCGCGUUCCUGAAGGCGAUCGGCUAUCUUAUUCCGCUGAUGGAUGCUGAGUACGCGAACUAUUACACUCGCGAGGUGAUGCUAAUUUUAAUCCGCGAGUUCCAGUCGCCGGACGAGGAGAUGAAGAAAAUUGUGCUGAAGGUGGUGAAGCAGUGCUGCGCGACGGAUGGUGUGGAGGCGCAGUACAUCAAGGAAGAGAUAUUGCCUCACUUUUUCAAACAUUUCUGGAACCAUCGGAUGGCACUGGAUCGGCGCAACUAUCGCCAGCUGGUCGACACGACGGUCGAGAUCGCGAGCAAGGUCGGUGCGUCGGAGAUUGUUAACCGUGUGGUAGAUGAUCUUAAGGAUGAGAACGAGCAGUACCGCAAGAUGGUGAUGGAAACAAUUGAGAAAAUUUUGGCGAACCUCGGCGCAGCCGACAUCGAUUCACGGCUGGAGGAGCAACUGAUCGAUGGUAUACUGUACGCAUUCCAGGAGCAAACGACCGAGGACGUAGUGAUGCUAAAUGGGUUUGGCACGAUCGUUAAUCAGUUGAGCAAGCGCGUAAAGCCGUACCUGCCGCAGAUCUGUGGCACAAUCCUUUGGCGGUUGAACAACAAGUCGGCCAAGGUACGGCAGCAGGCUGCCGAUCUGAUCUCGCGCAUUGCGGUCGUGAUGAAGACGUGCCAAGAGGAGAAGUUGAUGGGUCACCUCGGAGUGGUACUGUACGAGUACCUUGGCGAAGAGUACCCUGAGGUGCUAGGGUCAAUAUUGGGCGCUCUCAAAGCGAUUGUCAACGUGAUUGGCAUGACAAAGAUGACGCCCCCAAUCAAAGAUCUGCUGCCCCGGCUGACGCCCAUCCUGAAAAAUCGACACGAGAAGGUACAGGAGAACUGUAUUGAUCUGGUCGGCCGUAUUGCGGACCGUGGUCCGGAGUAUGUGUCGGCCCGUGAAUGGAUGCGUAUCUGUUUCGAGCUGCUCGAAUUGCUGAAAGCGCAUAAAAAAGCGAUCCGACGUGCAACCGUUAACACCUUCGGGUACAUAGCGAAAGCAAUCGGUCCACAUGACGUGCUGGCGACGUUGCUCAACAAUCUGAAGGUACAGGAGCGCCAGAAUCGCGUCUGCACGACGGUCGCGAUCGCAAUCGUGGCGGAAACAUGCCGUCCGUUCACUGUGCUUCCCGCGCUCAUGAACGAGUACCGUGUGCCGGAGCUAAAUGUGCAGAACGGUGUGCUCAAAUCGCUGUCCUUCCUGUUCGAGUACAUUGGCGAGAUGGGCAAGGACUACAUCUACGCCGUCUGCCCGCUGCUCGAGGACGCACUAAUGGAUCGCGAUCUGGUCCACCGGCAGACGGCUUGUGCCGCGAUCAAACACAUGUCGCUCGGUGUUUACGGUUUCGGGUGCGAGGAUGCGCUCGUCCAUCUACUUAACUACGUGUGGCCGAAUAUCUUCGAAACGUCGCCCCAUCUGGUGCAGGCGUUCAUGGAUGCGGUCGAAGGACUGCGAGUAGCGCUGGGGCCGAUCAAGAUACUGCAGUACACUCUGCAGGGACUGUUCCAUCCGUCGCGGAAGGUGCGCGAUGUGUAUUGGAAAAUUUAUAACUCGCUGUACAUUGGCGCCCAGGAUGCGUUGAUUGCAGGCUAUCCGCGUAUCACGAACGAUCCCAAAAAUCAGUACGUUAGAUACGAGCUGGAGUACAAUCUAUAAGGAUUGUAAGGAAGAUCUCGGGCUCUCGCAAGCUCUUUUCUAUGUAUACUGUGUGAAAAGUAUCGUGAAUCUUUACGGUUGAAAUAACUUUUACAAUUAUCCUUCAUUGUGUCCUAGGCACACAAAAAUCAGCACCUAGCAUCUUAUUUUUUAUCCUUUUUUUAAUCAUCUACUUCUUGUUAAAUUUGAUUAGUGUACUUGUAAAUAAAUGUUCCGUUCUGUUCAUUGAACUUCGACUGCA
Messenger RNA from Anopheles stephensi (Asian malaria mosquito), 4348 nucleotides. RefSeq names its product splicing factor 3B subunit 1-like. The transcript is spliced from 6 exons. The record is from RefSeq and is a predicted model, not a curated record. Gene Ontology annotation, biological process: spliceosomal complex assembly. Bases 139 to 4107 code for a protein of 1322 amino acids. Gene Ontology annotation, cellular component: catalytic step 2 spliceosome; U2-type prespliceosome; U12-type spliceosomal complex. NCBI's taxonomy places the organism in Eukaryota, Metazoa, Arthropoda, Insecta, Diptera, Culicidae. Gene Ontology annotation, molecular function: mRNA binding.